Daldinia decipiens is the source of this 1894-nucleotide messenger RNA. RefSeq lists its product as uncharacterized. NCBI's taxonomy places the organism in Eukaryota, Fungi, Ascomycota, Sordariomycetes, Xylariales, Hypoxylaceae. The record is from RefSeq and is a predicted model, not a curated record. Gene Ontology annotation, molecular function: protein binding. Gene Ontology annotation, cellular component: nucleus. The coding region runs from base 164 to 1852 and encodes 562 amino acids. The transcript is spliced from 3 exons.
AAGAAGAAUAUGAUUGAAAAGUGCGACGAGCACUGUACAAUACCAAGUUUAUAUUUAAGAUCUACCUCUAGUCCGGACCCACCAUCCAUCCCUUCUAUCUAACACACCACAAAGAAGGAGAUAACGAAGAAGAAGAUAACCUCCCAGUCCCAAGAUAUCCAAGAUGGUCGCCCUCCCGCCCGGCAUAACCCUGAGCCCACCGUCCCCAACCCGGGGCCGCUCUAUCCUCGCAUCACAGGUCUUCAGCCCGGGAGCCGUCAUCGCCGUGUUUGCUCACGGCGAAGGGGCGCCUAGCAUAGCUAUCCCAGACAACCCACACCUACCGCGGACCUGCCACUACUGUCUAGCCAUAGCAUCGGAUCAAGAUCCAACAGUUUCUCCCCCGGUCCGCGUGCGCGCGUGCACCGGCUGUCGCACAGUCUACUACUGCGCCCCGGCAUGUCAGGAAGCCGACUGGGCGCUCGCCCACGGCCUCGGCGAGUGCAAGGCCUUCCGACGGGUCCGCGCUCCCGAUCCUGCUUCGUCUCAGGAGGAGGAGACCAAUCCGGAUCGCAUGGUCUUGCCAACUCCCGUCCGGGCUCUGGUCCAGGUGCUUGUGCGCCCGGAGAUGCAGGCCGCGGUCGCGGAGAUGGAAGGCCAUGUCGAGACGGUGCGCACUACGGACCCGGAUGUGGCGUGGGCUGGCAUAGAGCUCCAGGCGCGCGCCGCGCUGCAUUACUUGAGUCGGGAGGUGAGCAAGAGUAAUCUGGCCGAGGCCAUGGAGAUUGUGUGUAAGCUCAAAGUCAACUCCUUCAACCGACUCGACGCAGACAUUGGCCAGAGCGGGACAUACCUCAAUCCCGUGCUGGCCAUGAUAAACCAUUCCUGCGUUCCGAAUGCUUUCGUACAGUUUAUAGGACGCAAGGCGAUCCUACACGCGUUUCGGGAGAUAAAAGAGGGCGAAGAGAUCGAAAUAUCAUAUAUUGAAUGCACACUCCAUCGCUCGCACCGUCAAGAAGCGCUACAGACGCGGUAUCACUUCAAAUGCCUCUGUCCCCGGUGCAAAGACGACCUAGACAUCUACCAAGUCUGCCAGCAAUAUCCGCAUCUCGAGCUGAACUCGUUCAGUCUUGUCCCCGAUCUAGACAAACUGCGGCAUCCACCUAUCAAGCAGCAUCUGCAGUCGAAUAGCUCUCUGCAGAAAUACAUCGAGGAGAUAUACCCAAACUGCACAGAAUCGCUGCAAGGCUUGGAUUUGCCAGAUAAGUCCAACCAGCUCCGCCAGCGCUGGAAAAUGUGCGCGCGGCUUCGACAAGCCGAGUUGUACGCCGUCGAGCCGUUAACGCAAGUGUUCGUCGACGCCAGCAUUUACUUCUGCGAACAGGCCUAUUUCCAAUACGGCUUAGUUGUUUCGUGCUUCCUUGCUCUGAACAGCGAUCCCUAUAGAGGGCCUAUGCCCUUCUCCGGACCCAGGGUGAAGGGCAUGCUCAUGAUCGCGAAGCUCUUAGCCAACACAGCUUCGAUGCUACCUUGGGCGUCGGGCAGCAGCACCGGGUCUCUAUCGGCGAAGAUCUCGCAAGCGCUAGGGAAGAUGGACCAAGCGACCAUGUGCCAGGCAAUUCUAGCCAUGGUUGUCCAUUACUGCCCGGCGGCUCAUUCAACGGAAUGGCAGAUAUAUCGUCAAGCAAAGGACCUGCUGAACGAUCUAGAGGGUAUACCGGGCCGAGAGACUGAAAAUGCGCUGGUAAAUGCUCUUGCUAGAAACCCGACUGGUUCGGAGGAAACCCGUUUCUUCACAAUGGCGGUCCUGGGACCAGUCCAAACACUAGCCGGCUUUGCCCUGGAUAUUAUGGAUACUGAAUUCGGCUUGUGAAAUUAAAUUAAAUUAAAUCAAAUCAAAGUUAUUAUUGCAGAG